This is a messenger RNA of Salvelinus sp. IW2-2015, 807 nucleotides long. NCBI's taxonomy places the organism in Eukaryota, Metazoa, Chordata, Actinopteri, Salmoniformes, Salmonidae. The record is from RefSeq and is a predicted model, not a curated record.
AUGGUGUACAAGAGUUUCCCUUCGCUUACGGCCUUACUACUGACUGCGCCUUUCCUGAUUAGAGAAGUGACGCAGGUGCGAGUGUCUGAGCUGUGGAACCCCCUGCCUGUGGACCCUCUAGACCCCCUGCCUGCUGACCCUGGCUAUGACCCCCUGCCUGUGCCCACUAGACGCCCUUGCCUGUUGACCCCCGUAGACCCCCUGCCUGACCCCCUGCCUGUGACCCCCUACAGACGCCCCUGCCCUGUGACCAACACUAAGACCCCUGCCUACCGCCCUGCCUGUGACUACCUAGACCCCCUGCCUGUGACCCCCAAACCCCAUGCCUGUGACCCCACUAGACCCCUGCCUACCCCCUGCCUGUGGACCGCCCUCAGACCCCCCCCUAGACCCCCUGCCUGUGAGCCCCUUAGACCCCCUGCCUGUGACCCACUAGACCCCCUGCCUGUGACCCCCCCAGACCGCCCUGCCCUACCCCCUGCCUGUGACCCCCUAGACCCCCUCGCCUGUGAACCACUAGAACCCCCUGCCUGUGAACCCACUAACACCCCUGCCCUAUCCCCUGCCUGUGACCCACUAGACCCCCUGCCUGUGACCCCCCAGACCCCCUGCCUACCCUGCCUGGACACAGCACCCCGCUGGACCCCCAGACCCCCUGCCUGUGACCCCCCAGCCCCCCUGCCUGUGAACCACCAGACACCUGCCACUGUGACCCCACUAGACCCCCUGCGUGUGACCCCCCUAGACCCCCCUGCCUGUGACCCCCCCAGACCCCUGCCUGUGACCCCCCAAGACCCCCUGCUGUGA